AUGGAGCUCAGUCCAGUUAUUAUCGUCGUGCUGCUCGGUUGUCUGUUGAGCCUGUCGCAGGCGGAUGCACAGCAGCAGCAGCAGCGUCGUCGCUAUCCACAGCAACAGUUCCAGUUCCAGCGACAGCAGCAGCAGCAGCAGUCGGGUUACAAUUACCAGCCGGGCUCACAGAACCUGGAGCAGAUUCCACAGCCAGCAAUGAGCUAUGCUGCUCCACAGCAGCUAUAUAGAACACCCAUUACAGCUGACGCUCCCAUUGCCGCUCCCGCUCCCGCUCCAGUUCCAGCUUCAGCUCCUGCCCGUCUUCAGGCGAAAUCCGCUCGUUUGGUGGCCAACAGCGAGACACAGGAGGACAUUGACGAUGCCGCCGAGGAGGUAGAGGUGUCCAAGGCAGCGCCAGCAGCUCCAGCACCCAUUGCUCCUCAAGCACCCCUCGUACCUGUUCAGCACCCGUCCAUUGUUUAUUAUCCUGCUGGCGCUGUGAGCUUUGUGCAGCCAACGACAUUUGCCAAGUUUAUCGCAGCGCCACAGGCUGUGGCACCAGCUGCUCCAGUUGCCUCAGUUGCUGCCCCAGCUACGCCAGUUGCCGCCCCUGUUGCUGCCUCAGCUGCUGUGCCAGCUGCUGCCUCUGCUGCCUAUGUGGCCGCCCCUCAAUAUUAUGCCGCCUACUUUGGCUAG
Molecule: messenger RNA, 678 nt
Organism: Drosophila grimshawi
Lineage: Eukaryota; Metazoa; Arthropoda; Insecta; Diptera; Drosophilidae
Product: A-kinase anchor protein 14
Exons: 1
Coding region: 1-678 (225 amino acids)
Source: RefSeq, a predicted model, not a curated record